Messenger RNA from Labeo rohita (rohu), 2935 nucleotides. RefSeq names its product growth arrest-specific protein 2 (gene gas2a). The transcript has 8 exons. The record is from RefSeq and is a predicted model, not a curated record. NCBI's taxonomy places the organism in Eukaryota, Metazoa, Chordata, Actinopteri, Cypriniformes, Cyprinidae. Gene Ontology annotation, cellular component: actin filament. Gene Ontology annotation, biological process: actin crosslink formation. Gene Ontology annotation, molecular function: cytoskeletal adaptor activity; actin filament binding; microtubule binding. Bases 413 to 1414 code for a protein of 333 amino acids.
UUUUACAAAUGAAAGUGCGUUUUAGUGAAAGCAAGUUUUGUAGCUUAUUUUAUUUUACUUUUUAUCUUCACUAUAAAUACGUUUUUUAUUACCCUUUUAUUUUCCCGGUCAGUUAAGAUUUUUUUCCCCUCUACUACGGGGCUCGUUUUAUGCUCUCUUGCAACUCCGUGGCUCCCAGUCCCGCAGAUAAAGGCGCGUCGCGUCGCGUCUCCCAGGGAGGCGGUGAGAUUGCGCGAUGUGUCUAUCGCAGGAGCGCACUUUGAACUGAGACCCGCAAUGACAGACGGAUCUUUGAGACUCAGUGUCACGGUGAACAACAGUCUGAAGACCCUGUGCGUGAGAAAAGCAUGAAUUCAUUGGAAACGACCGUCUACUGUUAAAGAACCGACUGCAGGCAGUGCAUUGUGGAGGCAUGUUCAGUCCUCUGAGCAGUAAGCAGCAGCCGGCUGGUCCGGGCCUCACAGAUCUGCAGCAGUACAGUCAGUGGCUGGCCAGCAGACAUGAGGCCAGUUUGCUGCCCAUGAAGGAAGACCUGGCGCUCUGGCUCUCUAGCAUGCUGGGUGUGGAAAUCACAGCUGAGAGCUUCAUGGACAGGUUAGAUAACGGUUUCCUGUUGUGUCAGCUGGCUGAGACUCUGCAGGAGAAGUUCAGGCAAAAUGCCUCAGACGUGAAUUCACCAGGAAAGUCAAUCCCCAGCCGCAGGAUUCCCUGCCGAGCCAGUGCCGCAUCCGGUUCCUUUUUCGCAAGGGACAACACAGCCAACUUCCUGUCAUGGUGUCGAGAGGUGGGCGUGGACGACACCUGUCUGUUUGAGUCAGAUGGGCUUGUUUUACACAAACAGCCAAGAGAGGUUUGUCUAUGUCUGCUGGAGCUGGGAAGAAUAGCAUCCAGAUAUAAGGUCGAGCCACCUGGACUUAUAAAGCUGGAGAAAGAGAUUGAACAGGAAGAGAAGACACCUGAACCUCCGCUCUCACCUGUACCUCCCACUUCCAAUUCUCAAUCUCCAACUGUUUCUCCAUCCGUCUCACCAUCCAUCUCUCCAUUCAACAAGACCAACUCCAGCAAAAAAAGCACAGGCAAGCUACUGGAUGAGGCUGUGAAGCACAUUUCUGAAGAUCCACCCUGUAAGUGCCCAAAUAAGUUCUGCAUAGAGCGACAAUCACAGGGCCGUUACCGUGUUGGAGAGAAAAUGCUUUUCAUCAGAAUGCUGCAUAAUAAACACGUGAUGGUGCGAGUUGGUGGAGGCUGGGAGACGUUCGAGAGCUAUCUGCUGAAGCAUGACCCAUGUCGCAUGCUCCAGAUUUCACGUGUAGAAGGCAAGAUCUCGCCCAUCUCCGGCAAAUCUCCCAACAUCAAAGACCUCGCGCCCGAUAGCUACCUGGUAGUGGCGGCCCACUACAAAAGCAAGAAGUAAAAAAGAAAUGUACUAAAGGAACAAGGACUUUUAACGUAACUUUAAAGCACAACUCACUGGCUAGCCGGUGUAGAUGCCACAAGGACAUACGGACUUCCACUGGCUUCUAGAACUUAAAGUUUAAAAGAUAAAAACAACUCAUAACACAAAUAACAGUGUAGAUCAGUUAAAGAUACUGAGGAACUGGAACUGGAAUCCAGAAACAAGGUUUUAUUGUAUACCAAUUUCUUUCAUUUAAUUUCUUUUUAGUCUAAGUGAUUAAAUAUAAAUUGCGUGAUAUCUAAUACAUUCAAUCAUGUCUGCACAGAAUGAAAUCGCUGGAUGAAUUCAAGUAUUCAUUUUUACCCUGGUGGCUAUUCUUUUUAGUGCUUCCUAUACUAACAAUAUUAGCGACUUUUUAAUGGGAGUAUUCUGUUCUUUUGAUGUCAUGAUAUAUGUGUUCUGGCAUUUAUUGUAUUAUACAGUUCUGAUCUUGCUCUUUUGGAAAAUGGUAUCUUGCCCAGUGUUGGGGGUAACAGAUUGCAUGUAAUGCAGAUUAUGUAAUCAGAUUACUUUUUCUAGUAGCUAGUAAUGUAUUUACUUUUUCAACUUUGUUUUCCCAUUUAUUCACUGACACCUCCCCUCUCCCCAUGUUGAGAGAAAUUCGGAGUGAGAUGCAGAGGCACUUCUGUCAGCCUGAGGCUUAUUAAUUUCUCUUUUGGUGUGAAAAGGUUUUUACACUUGCCAAAAAUAUAACUUUUGGGGUUUUUGAUGUUAAAAAGCAAAUAAAAAGAAGCAAGCCAAGCCCAGGUGACAAAAAGUAAUGCAAAAGUAAUGUAAUACAUUACUUUCCAUAAAUGUAACACAUUAGUUUUAAAAGUAACUUUCCCCAACACAGUGAUGGAAGAAAUGUGAUGGAAGUGACUAUAACCGUGGAGUAGUGGUUUGCAUAUCAGAAAACUGCUGAUCUCCUGGGACCAUCCAGUGUGAGUGACAGUUCUGUAGAAGGUCAAAGGAGAAUAUUCAGACUGGAAAUCUUGGAUCACAACAGUGCAAGGCAGAGAACAUAUUUGGAUGAACAUCAGAUCAAUCUCCCGAAGUUAGCAAAAAACAAGAAUCAAUCCAAUAGAGCACACUGGCUCUAAUAACAUGAAUGUGCAACCAACAAAUCUGCACUGACUGCAUGAUGUCUAUGUACCAUGGACCAGAAUCUUGUUGAACGGAGGUGUAACUAAUAAAGUGAGCACUGUGUAUGUUAUGUGCAGUAUAGUAGUAGUGCACUCAAGAGGUUUGACUACAUCAGUUACAAGACAAAAGAGAUUUUUUCUUCAAACAAUCUUUAUUUAAGCAAUGACUCUUUGCAGUUGUGCUUCAGUUCCUGAUCCCAAAGUGUGCGGCUGCCCUCUACUGGUAAACAUGAACAUUGCAAUGCUUUGUCUGAUUUAUUGUAUUAUUAUUAUGCACAGUGUCUGUAUUUUAAUAACCCAUUCUGAAUGAAACCUGCGAAGAUAUUUCAGCUGAUUAUUUGGUGCAAAUCUGUUU